AUGGCUGACGCAGCAGUUGGUGAUGAACGGAUAGAAGAAGGUGAAAGAGAUGUCGUGCCAGGACAUUUCUUUCUGCCAUUGCCAUUCAAUGAACCCAAUGUCGACAACAAUCUACUGAAGACGAAACUUACUGAGCUAGAGCACGACCUAAAGGUAAGGCUCGGUCGUCUGGAAGAAUUGGCCAUUCUCAACGUCAUGGGGGCGCUGUCGUUCAUCAUCAAAGAUUACGAGAGUGCCCUGGGUCGUUUUGAAGACGUGCUGUCCAAGGAUUGCAACAACCUGAAUGCCCUAGCAAAUCAGAAGGAUGUUUUGGAGAAGCUCGUCCGAAGGGCAGAUGCAGAGCUCCACCAAGCCACACUCGACAGCUUGUUGCAAGUUGGUGAUGCUAUGUCGCCAGACGAGAUCAAACAGCGUCGCUGCCGAAAGGCGCGUUGCCUGGCUGAGCAAGCGUAUGCCUAUGCAUGUGACAUCCACGUCGAUAGGCCUGGGGAGACCAGGUACCUCCAAGCAAAUCACCUGUACGAUGAUGCGUUCCAACUCGGCGGAGAUCUGGUGGAUCCAUUGGAGAGAGAUAACUGGAAGUUCUGCAAGGCCAAAAAUGCUCACAAAAUUGUCAAGUUCUUGACCUACAAAGGAGAGUUCACUGAAGCUGCGUCCAACUUUAAGAUUGCAGAGAAUUUGUUCUUCGAAGUUACCCAAAGCACUCCAGGUGACGCCGAAUUCAAAUGGGAGAGCUGGCGCAACUUGGCCGACCUCAUACGGGGUACCAAAAAGAAAAGAGAAUUUAAGAAUUACACAUUCCGUCCUGAAUUGAAUGUAUACCGAGAUGAUCCGGAAGAAUGCAUGAAGAAAGCAGCAGAAAUUGCCCCCGAGAAUCCCAAGAUGUGGGCCCGCUAUGCCAAUUUUGUUCACUCCCUAAAGAAGAAAGAUUGCACCAAAAGAGCAAUGGAAUUGCUCCAGCGAUCUAUUGAUUUGGACAGCACUGAAAAUAACUUCUAUGCAUUUUCGACGAGGGGAAGAAUAAACUUGCACAAUUACAAAUUUUGCUUGGGAGAGUUUGAGAGGGGCAAUCCACGUUACAGGUAUUCUCCAGGUGUGAAAAGUUUGGAGGAAGCCAAGACAGACUUUGAAAAGGCUCUUGGUAUGAGGGACACACCUUGGGAUUAUUCCUACUUGGGUGAGACUUAUCAUCUCCUUGCCAAACAUUCCAAGAGCCAGAACGAGAAAGAUACGGUGAUUCGACAGUACUUAGAAAAAGCACUGCUCUACUUCAGAAAAGCAGCCGAUUGUGAAGACGGGGAGACACGAACCAUGGUACAUCUGUUGCAGGGACUUUGUCUCUUUGACAUGGGAGAAUACCUCGCCGCGAUCGAAUACUUCAAGAAGGCGAUCCAUUGCGAACCCGAAAGAACCAUAUUCUCCGGUAACUUUGCCGAGCUUCUGAAAGGGUACCUCCAAUUGUUACGUCAACCUCCGGCCAGUGGAGACGGACCUCAAAUGGAAGAGGUUGUGGGGGACUUGAAAAAAGCUCAGAUUAAAUAUGGCCGGGGCAGUCUGGAAAAACACACCAUAAGCAAGUUGGGAUCCGAGUACGGGAAGGAAAUCCGUACAAUCGCGGAAUACUGCAGAGGACGUCCGGAGCAUGCAGAGCUGGUCCCCUUGCUGACAUCCAUGGCCGAGAAACUACCGUUCUCGUUGCCGGUCAUCACCGGUGGUUCUCUGGAGGAACCAUGGAGAGCAUCAUUGGAACACAGCGUUCACCGUCCCAAGGGUGCUGUUUCUGAGGCCGUGGUUGAUGGCGCAUCGGCAAGUUCCACUGACUGA
Messenger RNA from Patiria miniata (bat star), 1824 nucleotides. RefSeq names its product tetratricopeptide repeat protein 22-like. The record is from RefSeq and is a predicted model, not a curated record. The coding region runs from base 1 to 1824 and encodes 607 amino acids. Gene Ontology annotation, molecular function: protein binding. The transcript has a single exon. NCBI's taxonomy places the organism in Eukaryota, Metazoa, Echinodermata, Asteroidea, Valvatida, Asterinidae.